AUGCCGGAAUACCAUCCUGGCCAUGGUCACAGAGAACGAGGAGAUGCUGGUGAUCCACGGAGUCGUUUCAAAUUUAUGCGACCAGAUGACCGACCCGAUAAAGUACGUACUGGUCCAUUGGUGUUUGAAGAUCGUUUGACAGAGCCAUCGGGAUCUACUGAUCCUCAAGAAGUGUUGACUGUAUAUAAUAAUCCUUAUGCCUCAUUGAACAUGAAGCAACAACGAGCUCGGCUUCCAAUUUAUAAGAACAGAGAUCAUAUUCUAUACCUAUGCGAGAAAUAUCGAACUGUUAUCAUCGUUGGCGAGACUGGCUGUGGUAAAAGUACCCAGGUCCCUCAGUACCUCUUGGAGGCAGGAUGGGCCAGUGACGGUCGGAUGAUCGGAAUCACUCAACCUCGGAAGAGUUGCGGUUGUUACGGUAUGUCUAAAGAGUUUUAUUAUUUUGACUACCCUCAUGCUGUCAUACUGCCUGCCGUUACUUUUUAUCUUCUAUGUCUUACUCAAAAGUUAGCGGCUCGUGUUGCGGAAGAGAAAGAGACUAUUCUCGGGCAGGACGUGGGUUACACAGUCCGCUUCGAUGACGUCACUGAUGACCAGACGAAGAUCAAGGUUUUUUAUCUCCAUUCAUUAAUUGAUAUUAGCGAACAUUUUUUUGCUAUGUAUUCUGUAGGUCGGUAG
Messenger RNA from Cooperia oncophora, 678 nucleotides. NCBI's taxonomy places the organism in Eukaryota, Metazoa, Nematoda, Chromadorea, Rhabditida, Trichostrongylidae. The record is from the annotation of a GenBank genome assembly.